Paramacrobiotus metropolitanus is the source of this 2377-nucleotide messenger RNA. RefSeq lists its product as uncharacterized. Gene Ontology annotation, biological process: proteolysis. Bases 209 to 1948 code for a protein of 579 amino acids. The transcript is spliced from 4 exons. Gene Ontology annotation, molecular function: zinc ion binding; metalloendopeptidase activity. The record is from RefSeq and is a predicted model, not a curated record. NCBI's taxonomy places the organism in Eukaryota, Metazoa, Tardigrada, Eutardigrada, Parachela, Macrobiotidae.
CGUUUUUAUGUGUCAGAUAACCAACCCUUUACUUCGCAUUCACAACGCUUUACCGGUUUUUACUAUCAACGCUUGUUUUUAAGCAGACAGAAUCGCUUCAACAGAUCGCUGCUGUUUUAUUACUGUUAGCUUUAGCAUAUUGUUUCUGACAAUAUUUUUAGUUUCUUCCUUAAUGCACACAGUUUAAGACCUUUACAACGCUUUUAGGAUGCAGAAUACAAUAUUUUAUACGUACGGCAUUUUAGCUGCUACAGCCUUUUUGAAUCCAGCAUUCGCAGUUGCUAAUGACGAUGAAGACAUGGAAAUAACAGAAGAUAUUUUCUACUCACCGCUAAACUUUUCGGACGCAAAUGCUAUUGCGAAAAGCAGACCUAAACUAUGGCCAAACCCUGCCGCCAUCCCUUAUGAGAUGAGCGGCUCCUUCAAUCAAACAAAGCGGCAAAUUGUUCUGAAAGCUCUUCGCACAAUGGAAAAAGCGACCAAAAGAUGCAUUUUGUUCGAACCCAGAACGGACGAACUUGAUUAUCUUUACUUUUCCUCAAGCAGCUAUGCUCAUGCAGAAACAAUCCAAUCAUGCUAUUCAGACCUUGGACGAAUCGGCGGCUAUCAAGAAAUUUACCUGAGUCAGCCAUCAUGCUUCGAUUUGGGCGUCAUCCAGUUCCAUGUUAUGCAUGCACUGGGCUUUGAUUACGAACACAAACGCUUUGAUCGGGACCAGUAUGUCGAAGUGCGCAAUAUCAGCGAGUCGGAAAGCGAGUAUAAGGACUUCUACGACGAUUUGUACAGCAUAAAUCCGUCCAUGUACACUUUCGGAGCGAAGUACGACUACCAUUCCAUCCGAGAGUAUUCUACCUUCGCUGGCACCACAGGUCGAAGUCCUGGCAUGAUAUCCAAAAAAGCGCUAACGGUACAUAUGGGACGGAUGAAAAGCCUGAGCCCGACAGACGUGGCUAAAAUUAUGAUUGCCUAUAAGUGCCCACUGAACAUCAUCCGCGACAGUAAGCAACUUUACGCUCACGAUGAGGAUUUUCCGUUGUUCUCAUUCGAACAAAUGACGGACGAAGAAUGCGGUGCGCAAUUCAAUCGCCACUGUCAAUCCGACAUCACCACAGUGCACAACUGCACCACCCGAACCGAUUUCCGAAUUGUCUGCCGGUCAAACGCACCGGUUUCCGUCCUGCAGCGGAUGGCGGUGGAUAUGGCGGAGAAACCAUUGCGGUUAGUUUCCAUUGACGUAGAAGAGCAACUUAUUGCAAGAUACACUUUUGCACCCUUACAAAUCCAAGUCGUCAAGCUGCAACUGCGUAACUGCAACACAGAACGCGUGACUUGGAGGUUAAGUGACUUGAACUUUACCAGCCUAUUGGAUUUUCAGCUCUACGGCUGUCGCAAUUUGAUCAUUGAGAAACGAGAUUUUUUGGCUUCCAAGCGGCUGCGGAUAAUUUUAUUUUACAACAGUACAAUUGAAACUAUGCAGCUGGACUCAUUAGCUAGCUUGCCCGAUCUUCGAAUUGUGUCACUGGAAGCGCUGCUAGACGAACAACGAUACUAUAAUUUCGACCAAUCUUUCCGAAACUUCAUGCGUGCUCUCCACUGCAGCUGCGAAUUUGCUUGGUAUCGUGCCUGGUGGCGAACCAAUACAAAUUUGCGUCUCCGCGCUCAGGUCGGUGAAGUGUAUUCGUUUGACGGACGUGAGAGUAGCGGCAGGCUGGAAAGCGCUGAAUUUGGCAAAGAGGAACUUUAUCACCCAGUCAACUGUCACGCGGACCAGUUUCCACUCGGCCCAGAGUGGAUUAAUUAUUACACGCAAACUGAAUACUCUGUCAAUGAACCGACCUGCGAUGCGCCAAAUGUCCAAGGACGCAGAGCGAACACUGCGACCGAAGUUGCACCUGUCACUAAGUCAGCGACUCAUCAUCCAUUGCAGAGGAUCCAACAGUCCUCUUAGCAUUUGGCGAGCUGAUUGGUGAUUGCGGCGCCUGUCAAUUUUUUCAUCGACAGUUUUGGAAAAGCGGCUGUUUAGAUAAUUGAUCGAGUGCUUUGGAGUUGCUGAUUAUGACGUACAUACUUCAACCAUAACUUUUCAUCUGCUUUCAUUCUGUCGCUGGCUGCGAUUCAACAUUAUUAUAAAAGGUCUAUUAUAAACCUGAUCUUAACGAUAUUGUGGCAACCUAAUGGUAUUCAAUAUUUUUGCUGUCUUACUUACUAUUAUCAAUAAUUGAAACAAUACGUAUGUUCGUGAUACAAUAAUGUCCGUGACCCUACUUUCCCAAUGUUUCAUUGCUUUUUGUUCAGUGUUUUUCACGCAUUAACAUGUACCGACCCGUACGUACGUACCGGAGACGAAAGGCAGUAAAUAUUUGUUAAAUUCCGAUUA